CGAUGAAUACCGCACCAACGACAUGAUCUCGAGUAAAUGGCGAGACAUGUAAGCGGAGGUUUCCAAAUUUUUUGACAUUGGAACGAGGUGAAUAGGUUGAGAAUGAGUGUGCAAAUUGACUCACAAGUUCUGACCAAGACCCAAUACGCUCGUGAGUGUGGCGGGAUCCCGAGUAUCAAGGCAUGGGAAGUCAUGCGUGAACCCACGAAGUGGCAUACAGUCGUGAGACUUCUAGUCUCAAAAGGGUGGAAGACAGAUUCGCCAACCGACAUGGGUUCAGGCCAUUCCUCAUCUAGAGUCAAAAUAUCCUUGAACAACUUUGAUGAAGAUGACGAGAAGUACUUCAUGCCUGUCGAACCUUGUCGCCCACCCGAUCGCAAUAAUCAAGGAAAACGUCCUGUAACACCCGACCCAUGCGACCCAAAUACAAACACCGGACUUAGAGUCACUUCUAUGGCAAUGACUCAAGUCUAUUCUAUGACAUCAAAACCACUACCUGCAGCCAUGAUUCUGGUCAACCUGAGUUUCUCAAUCCUGGAAGAACUGGGCCUAGAACGGAUUCUCUUCAACAAGUGCUUCCAUGGCGCCCUCAACAAGGCUUUUCAAGCAUCUCUUUAUUCGAUCGCCGCCUCCCCCUCUUCUCUGAUUCUCCUUCCCCGACCAAAACAUGCAGCAGCACGAGGGAUGGUGAUCAUUAGCGGCGACGACUCCCCCCCGACCCAGCAACGAGAGCGACUAGCACGCGGGACGAAGGAUCUUUUCUCUGCUGUGGCGAACGCCUCUAGCAGCAGUAGACGACCCCGCGAGCAGUAGGAGGAGAGCAGAGCUCUGCCUCUUGGUUCGGAGACGCCGGUGACAGAAUUGCAGCGACCGGCCGGCGAAUCAGCGACGACAGCUAGACAACGGUUCCAGCGACUCCCUCUGUUCCGGCGAAGUCCAGCAAGCCCCAGCAACCUCCAUCUUUUCCGGCGACGAGCUUAGACCACAACGAGAACAAUGAUUCAUCCUUGUUUCGGCAGACCCUAGUAGCUGCGGCUGUUUUUAUUCCGUUCGGCAGUUGAUAAGACGAUGGCAACCUUGGGGACGUUCGGGUUGAGCUUGGGUAGCCGGGCGGGACCCGGGUAGCGAAACCAGUGCUCUAGAGUCAAUUGUGCAGCAACUGAGGUUCCGAACAACAUUACGGGUUCGGGGGUGAUGAGAACGAUGGCGGACAACGGGGACGUGCUCCGACAAUGACCCUUCGAUAACCUUCGUAAGAGUACGACAAAAGAAUUGAGAUGAGUGGUUGUGGAAGAUUGAUUCUGGAAUCCAUUCCGGAGAGCACCAUGACGGAGGAGAUGCAUGGAUGCAGGGAUUUAGUAAAGUUGAUAUUUAAUUAAAUUAUAAGGCUUCUGCACUGUUUG
Molecule: messenger RNA, 1403 nt
Organism: Cuscuta campestris
Lineage: Eukaryota; Viridiplantae; Streptophyta; Magnoliopsida; Solanales; Convolvulaceae
Source: the annotation of a GenBank genome assembly